This is a messenger RNA of Funneliformis mosseae, 1959 nucleotides long. The record is from the annotation of a GenBank genome assembly. NCBI's taxonomy places the organism in Eukaryota, Fungi, Glomeromycota, Glomeromycetes, Glomerales, Glomeraceae.
AUGUUAUUAUUCGAAUCGGACAAGAAACAAAGCAAGCAAAAACGAUAUUCUGAAUUUCAAGCUAUCGUUCUAUGUGGUUACGGAAACAAGCUUUAUCCGCUUACCGAGGAUAAUAAUGUGCCUAAAGCUUUGCUUCCAGUAGUUAAUAAACCGAUGUUACACUAUGUUUUAGAUUGGUUGGAAAGGGCUGGGAUUACCGAUGUAAUAAUCAUUUCGGAAUCAAGUGGAGAACAUAAAAUUGGUCAUUAUAUUAAGAAUGACUAUGAAGGAAAAUUGAAACCAAGUUUAGAAAUAGUGAAAGAGGAUGUAGGAACUGCGGAUGCAUUGAGAACAAUUAAGGAUAAAAUUAGGAACGAUUUCAUUGUAAUAAGCUGCGAUUUGAUUCUUGAUUUACCUCCUCACCGAUUUUUGGAUUAUCAUCGUACACAAGAACCUGCUUUUACAGCACUGUUUUAUGAACCUAAUAAGUCAGAGGGUGGUGGAGGAAGUGGUAAUAAUUGUAAGGACGAUGAUUUGAAGCAAUUUGUCGGUGUUGACAUGAAUCGAUCACGCCUUGUAUAUGUUGCUUCCGGAGCGGAUUUGGAUGAAGAAUUUUCAUUGCGUAUGUCACUGUUAUGGAAGUUUCCACGCGUUAACAUACUUACUACUUUACAAGAUUCUCAUCUUUAUAUUUUUAAGAAAUGGGUAAUCGAUUUAAUUGUACAGAGAAAAUCAAUUUCUAGUGUUCGAGAACAUUUAGUCCCAUUACUUGUAAAAUGUCAAUAUCAGAAGAAAUUAUUAGAAAGGGAGGGAAUAGAUAAUUUGGCUAAAUCACAAGUAAAUUAUCAGAAAACCGCUCUUGAAUAUUCUACUACGUGGGAUGAAGAGGAUGAGGAUUCACCUGUUCGCUGUCAGGUUUACAUAUAUAAUACUGGAUUUUGCGGACGUGGAAACACUGUAGCGAAAUAUUGUGACUUGAAUCGUUACAUGAUGAAAGUUAGCACUGAAACACGCGUUUCUCCGUCAGCAGAAGUGAACACCAAGACUCAAGUUGGAUCGGAUUCAUUUGUAGGUGAUGACACUAAAAUUGAUGAACGCACAUCUAUAAAACGUUCAACUAUUGGGUCACAUUGUAUUAUUGGCAAAAAUGUCAAGAUUUCAAAUUCUGUUUUAAUGGAUAAUAUUAUCAUCGAAGAUUAUGUUAAAUUGGAUGGAUGUGUUGUUUGUAACGGCUCCAAAAUAAUGGAAAAAUCUGUAUUGAAAGACUGUGAAGUUGGUGGUGGUUAUGUUGUAGUGUCAGAAACAACUCCAACACGCGCUUUGAAAAAUUUCUAUACUUCGACUUUAACUCGAGGUAGUUCCUCUGGGCUUAUUGUUAAAAGGUCUAAAUACACGCUUCCGGACCUUCCUUAUGACUACAAUGCUCUUGAACCCAUUAUUUCUGCGGAGAUAAUGCAAAUUCAUCAUUCUAAGCAUCAUCAGGCCUAUGUUAAUGGAUUAAACCAAGCCGAAGAAAAACUCGAGGAUGCCUUUAAAGGAAAGGAUGUUACCACACAAAUCGCGAUACAAUCUGCAUUGAAAUUUAACGGGGGAGGACAUAUUAAUCAUUCUCUUUUUUGGAAAAAUCUCGCUCCAAAGAAAGGAGAUGGUGGCGAACCUCCAAAGGGUGAUCUUUUGAAAGCGAUUAAAGAUGAAUUUGGGUCACUUGAGGACUUCAUUAAGAAAUUCAACGUUCAAACGGCCGCUGUUCAAGGUUCUGGAUGGGGUUGGUUGGGUUAUAAUAAAUCAACCAAACGUCUUGAAAUUGUGACUCUCCCAAAUCAAGAUCCGUUAACAACUCAUGUACCUCUACUUGGAAUUGACGUUUGGGAACACGCAUAUUAUUUACAGUAUAAGAAUGCCAGACCUGAUUACUUGAAAGCAAUUUGGGAAGUUAUCAACUGGAAAACUGUUGCUGACAGAUUUGCUAACGCUAAAUAA